UAGAAAAUGGGUGUAGUUCUUAAAGCUAUGUUCGCUUCCUUGGAGAUCAAGGUCUUCUUGCGGGUAUAAAAGCCCUUCCAACAGCCACAUCUAUGCAGUUGCUCACAGUAAGGAAAGCUAACAGUAUGAAAUCAUUCAUUUUUUGCCUUUUAGUGGUGGGAGUAGCUCAGGCUUCCGAAUUCAGGCUUAAGAGGAGCAUCCACGGCCAUGUCCUUCCCGGUGCAGUCGCUCCCGGUGUAGUCAUCCCAGGCGCUGUAUCACAUGGAGCUGUUCUUCCCGGAGCCGUCGCUCCAGGCGUUGUUCUUCCAGGUGCCGUCGCUCCAGGCGUUGUCCUUCCAGGUGCCGUUGCCCCAGGUGCUUUCCUUCCCGGAGCUGUAGCACCCGGUGCCGUUAUCCCAGGAGCAGUGUCCCAUGGGGCUGCUCUCGCUGGUCCAGUCAACGGAGGCGCCGCCAUCGCAGGCCCAGUCAACGGUGGAGCAGUUCUCACCGGCCCAGUCAACGGAGGUGCCGCACUCGCCGCCCCCGUCAACGGCGGAGCUGCCCUCGCUGCCCCCGUCAACGGCGGCGCCGUCCUGACCCCCCCAGUUAACGGUGGCGUUGUUGUGACCCCACCAGUCCACGGUGGUGCUGUGGUCGGAGCCCCAUGGGCCGGUCAUGGUGUCUUUGCCGCCCCCGCUGUUGCCGCCUCCCUUCUUGCCGGCCCCGCUUACGCUGCUGGUCUCGGCUAUGGACUUCACGGAGCCUAUGGUGCUCACGGUGUUCACUGGUGAUCUGUUGACGAAUAAAUGAUUUAACUUAUUGUUCAAAUUUACAUACAAUAAAUUUUAUACAUAAAAUA
This is a messenger RNA of Nezara viridula (southern green stink bug), 838 nucleotides long. The record is from the annotation of a GenBank genome assembly. NCBI's taxonomy places the organism in Eukaryota, Metazoa, Arthropoda, Insecta, Hemiptera, Pentatomidae.